GUUAAAAUUGCAAAUGAAAACAUUUUAAUGGUCGAAAGAUUUCUUUCUUUCAUACAAGAAAAUACAUAUAUUAGAAUUUUGUUCACGUCCUUCUUUUUAUAGCAGUGUUAUGAUUCUUUAAUCUGUGUUCUACAGUUACUGUUGUAAAUUAACACGUGUGACGGUUAGCGGAGUUGUACAACUAGCCCGGGGGUAUUGUCGUAACAUGCUUCUAAAUGAUGAUGGUCAAUGAGUUAAUGACCUGCCUGUUUACGUGAAGUUGACCGGUGUCCCAUCCCUAGGAUCCCGCGCGCUAACUGCCGGGUGGGGUAAGAGUCACUGCUGACCAGUAGAUAAGGUCAUAUCGGGGCUUUGAGAUGGACGUGCUUAGUAGAAAUCCGUGGAAUAUAAAUGUGUUUGACCAGUUUUCAAUAUUCAAAAUGGCUCCGGAUUUAGACUAUAAGAGAUACGAAUCUGAUGUGACGCUUGAAUCUUUGCCUCGUUUCUGGGAUUACACGUCACAUUUCAUUAUGGAUCCCCAUGGAGAAUUCGUGCUGCAAUAUUUGGGGAGUACCACUCUCGCCAAAGCGACCUCUUCCGGACUCGGUACCAUUCAGAAACCUUUACGUGACAGUUAUUUUGAAUACAGAAAACAUUCCGGAAAGAAACACAAAUCCAAAGACCUAACGGAAGUGGCGCUUCAGAUAACUCCCAAUGGCAUAGCCGUUAUUGUUGCUGGGGUAAGUCCCGGAAGUGAACUUUUUUACGACAUGCAGUCCAUUUCCUUUUUUGAGGCCGUACGAUUUACGACAGUGAAAGGCCACGAUAAGAAAAUUCAGGGCGGGUUUGUUCCAAUAGAUAUCAACCGGGCGCCUAAUACAGGGUCGGAAAAACUGUUUACGCCAUUAGACAAAAAACACAGCAAUCUUGCGAAGGUGGACCACCCUCCACUGUUAGCGCUUGUUAUGAGAAGGAAUUCUGGUGUGCGGGCGUUAGAAUGUCACGGAUUCGUGUGUGAUAACGAAGACCAGGCAUUACGUAUAACACAGCUGAUAUACAUGUUACAAACUCGCAUGAUGGAGCCAGGAAGGCCCGAGUACAUGAGGCAACCCUCUGAUCCCAAUUACGAAAGAGAGCCACCCCACGUACGCCGACCUGAUAUUUUGCAAACAACUGAGGGUCAAAGGCCGAUGCAACUGACCGAUGAAUAUCUGCGUGGUUCUCGGACCGGAGAGUGGGAGGAUUACCGACCAGAAUUUGAAGGUCAAGGACAUGACAGAUACAUGAGAGAUCCAUACGGUCCCCCAGGAGGACCAAGGGACCCUCAGGGAUACAUGUCUUCGUCAGGAAGGUUUGAUAAUAGAUUUCCCGCACCGGGAUAUGAUGAAAACAUUCGUCACAGACACGAACGAGAACAUUCGGGUGAUUAUCAAAGACCGCCAUCCAACGAAUUUCAUCACGAAAGACACCACUCCAACGAAAUGCGUCGUGAUCGACCUCCAUCCGACUAUCGUUACGAACGACAACCAUCAAUGGAAUACAGACAUGAACGUCAACGGUCAAACGAACUCGCUCAUGAACGGAAACAAUCGGGCGAAUUCAGGCACGAACGCCAACCUUCGGUCGAAUACCACCACGAACGACAGGGCUCGGGAGAUUACCCAAGGGGCGAUGGUCGCUACCCAAGAGAGGGCUAUGACUCUGGUGGAAGAAGAGGCCGUCCCGAAAACAGACAGGAAGACUUCAGGAUUCCCCGCGUAAUGUCACCCGGUCGUGUUCCCCCGGCCACUGCCCCCAAACCGUCACGUGCUCUGUCUCCAGGACCAAGAUCGCCAAUGGAAGACCGUUAUCUAGGAAACGAACCACCUGGCGUGAAACGUGGUCUACCCCGAACUCCUUCAAUCGACGAACCACCAAUUCAUUCCCCAACACGUGACCGACCGCCAUCUUUUAAAGGCCCAGAAUACUCCGCAUCAAGUCUGGAGAGUAGACAGGAAAUUGAGCAACAGAGGUCUAAGCCUGUCGCUCGAGUUCCGCCACACCUUGUGGCCGGAGUCAAAGUUCUUCCGACGGGUUUUGCGGCAGCUAUUCAAAAGAAACAAGAAGAGAAGAAAUCUCCUCGCAGUCCGAAGCAAGAGCGAUACGCCGAAGAGGACCCUUAUGACAAUGCAAUGACUAGAAAAGAAUUUUAUGAGCACGAAUCAAAGAAGUUUGACCAUAAUUCUAAUGCGCAUGCCCCACCGGAUAUUGUUCCGAGGGUCGAUCAUGGGAGGGAGGAGGAUUAUAAUGACUACGACCGAGUGAUCCGGAGAGACCCCGAAGGUUACUACCCGAAAGGGCCUGCUAAUUUCAGACAUAGUGCUCCUUCGGAGGACCUCGGAAAACCUCACAAGCCUUGGUCUUACGAUGAACAAUUCCAAAAAUAUUCGCAAGAAAAGGAUAGAUUUGAUCCAUCUUAUGACACAUCACGUGACCCGCUGGACGGGCCACCUGAUCACAGGCACGGCGAAAUGGCUGAAAUGUUUAACAAAAUGAAUAUUCAUAAUCCUAGCAGUCGAGCGGAAGUGCCAGAAACCAAUUUUGAACAAUCACUUGGAUAUUAUCCGUAAUUCUGAUCAAAGUCAUUCUAAUUAUACAUGUAACCCACAUAUUACGUUUUUUUUUUCUAUAGGAUUAUACAUGUAUAAUUAUAUUAUCUUCUUUGGCUCUCGCAAAAAUUUGAAACUUGAUAUGAGGAUAUUGUAAUUAGAGAUUUCAAACAGUCAACCUGGUUUUUUAAUUUAAGAAAUCAAAAUUUACUUACAAGCGAUGUUAUAAAAAUGUAACAUAAACGUAUCAAGUUAAGCUAUUUUUUGUUGAUUUAUUUCAUACAGUCAUGUACUUCGUGUUUUAUGACCUAAGAUUACCUCUCCGCGUGAUUAUAUACAAUGUAUUUGCUUUACUUUAAACAGAAAUCUUUACAUGUGUACAUGAAACCUGUAUAUAUAGAAAUGUAGAAACUCAUAGAUACAUGUAUGAAUGUAUGUUGUUCUGGUUUUGAAUUUACCAAUUCUCGUAUCACUGAAUUUGUUAUAUAAAUUUUUACUUGUAUAAUUAAUAUAAAAAGAAUUAUUUAAAAAUU
This is a messenger RNA of Magallana angulata, 3100 nucleotides long. RefSeq lists its product as uncharacterized. NCBI's taxonomy places the organism in Eukaryota, Metazoa, Mollusca, Bivalvia, Ostreida, Ostreidae. Bases 357 to 2588 code for a protein of 743 amino acids. The record is from RefSeq and is a predicted model, not a curated record. The transcript is spliced from 2 exons.